ACGACAUUGGCGGAAUGCACGUGGAGCGGCUGACGAGCGAAGAACCGUACAGCGGACUCGUUAUCGUGAUUAUGAUGCAACACCUGUACGCCACACAGCUGGUCACGAUCUUCGUACCGACGACGCUGAUCAACCUGAUUUCCUUCGCCACUUUCUGCUUCAAGUGGUUCGACUUCCAGAACCGCAUCAUGGUCUCCCUCACGGCCCUGCUCGUCCUCAGCACCCUCUUCGCCCAGAUCUCCGACAACCUUCCAAAGACCUCGUACUUCAAGCUCAUCGACAUCUGGUUCUUCGGCUCCAUCCUCUUCUCCUUCGUGAUCAUCAUCAUCCACACGCUCGUCGAGUUCCACCAUCACUAUGCCUCUCCGAACCACACCUCCGGAUCUACCCCACUUUCAUCACACACUUUCCGCAAACCCAUUUCGGUGCAGGAUCUCUCCAAGCCACCCAAGGCCCCGCCUCAUCCUUACAAGCGAGCCAUGCUGAUCAACCGGUGGGGAAUGAUCAUCUCCACCUGCUCAUAUGCAAUCUUCUUCCUCACUUUCUGGGGCAUCGCUUUUUCGCAGAAGAUCUCGGAGAAUGCGAAGCACAUUGAGGCUGAGGAGGGGAACACAACGGGGUAUCCAGAUUAGGAUGGAAAUGGGACCAAA
This is a messenger RNA of Penaeus vannamei (Pacific white shrimp), 650 nucleotides long. RefSeq lists its product as uncharacterized. The record is from RefSeq and is a predicted model, not a curated record. NCBI's taxonomy places the organism in Eukaryota, Metazoa, Arthropoda, Malacostraca, Decapoda, Penaeidae. Gene Ontology annotation, molecular function: transmembrane signaling receptor activity; protein binding; extracellular ligand-gated monoatomic ion channel activity. Gene Ontology annotation, biological process: chemical synaptic transmission; monoatomic ion transmembrane transport; nervous system process. Gene Ontology annotation, cellular component: neuron projection; plasma membrane; synapse.